Molecule: messenger RNA, 2059 nt
Organism: Heterocephalus glaber (naked mole-rat)
Lineage: Eukaryota; Metazoa; Chordata; Mammalia; Rodentia; Bathyergidae
Product: hydroxycarboxylic acid receptor 2
Biological process (GO): G protein-coupled receptor signaling pathway
Cellular component (GO): plasma membrane
Molecular function (GO): nicotinic acid receptor activity
Source: RefSeq, a predicted model, not a curated record
UUUGCCACACAGCCAGCCUCUCCCAGAGCACUCGAGAGCAAGCAGGGCGCCCUGGUGCGGCCUGGCCUGACCCACUCAUGAGCGGUCAGGACCACUUUCUGGUCAUCCACGGCAAGAACUGCUGUGUCUUCCGAGACGAAUGCAUCGCCAAGGUGCUGGCGCCUGUGGUGGGGCUGGAGUUCGUGUUCGGGCUCCUGGGCAACGGCCUGGCCCUGUGGAUUUUCUGCUUCCAUCUCAAAUCCUGGAAAUCCAGCCGGAUUUUCCUGUUCAACCUGGCCGUGGCUGACUUUCUCCUGAUCAUCUGUUUGCCGUUCCUGACGGACAACUACGUGAAGAAGUGGGACUGGAAGUUUGGGGACGUCCCUUGCCGGCUGAUGCUCUUCAUGCUGGCCAUGAACCGGCAGGGCAGCAUCAUUUUCCUCACAGUGGUGGCCGUGGACAGGUACUUCCGGGUGGUGCACCCCCACCAUGCGCUGAACAAGAUCUCCAACCGCACGGCAGCCAUCGUCUCCUGCCUGCUGUGGGCCGUCACCAUCGGCCUGACAGUUCACCUCCUGCACAACUCCAUGCUGACCCAAAAUGGCUCUGCCAAGCUGUGCAGCAGCUUCAGCAUCUGCAACUCUUUCCGGUGGCACGAUGCCAUGUUUCUCCUGGAGUUCUUCCUGCCCCUGGCCAUCAUCCUGUUCUGCUCCUUCAGGAUCAUCUGGAGCCUGCGGCAGAGACAGAUGGACAGGCACGCCAAGAUCAAGAGAGCCAUCAACUUCAUCCUGGUGGUGGCCAUCGUCUUUGUCAUCUGCUUCCUGCCCAGCGUGGCUGUGCGGAUCCGCAUUUUCUGGCUCCUAUACACCUCAGGCACACAGGACUGCGAAACAUACCGCUCGGUCGACCUGGCGUUUUUCAUCACGCUCAGCUUCACCUACAUGAACAGCAUGCUGGACCCCGUGGUGUACUACUUCUCCAGCCCGUCCUUCCCUAACUUCUUCUCCAUGCUUAUCAACCGCUGCCUCCGGAGGACGCCAGGGGAACCGGAUAACAACCGCAGCACCAGCGUGGAGCUCACUGGGGACCCCAGCAGCAGCAGAGGCGCCCCGGAUGCGCUGAUGGCCAACCCCAGUGAUCCCUGGAGCCCCUCUUGUCUGGCCCCCAGCUCGGAUUAAAUAAUGGGGCAAUGGAGAGAGAGACUGUCACCAAGAAUCGAGACGGCUGGAGGGACACAUGGUAACAUCAACAGAUAGGCCUGGGGUUUCCUGGAACUUCCAGAUUCAGAGAAGCAGAUUUAGACAGUGUGGCAGAGUGGGCGACGACUCGGCUGCAAACUGUGACCACAGAAAGUUUGGAGGAACAGAGAACAAGGCUUUCAGUCGGCUGAAAGUUCUGCUUCAACUCUGACACCUGCAAACAAAGAUGAAUGAAUUGCCCACGUUUCUGUUGUGCAGUCAGAGCUGCAGCCCUGCCCUUCAGCACCUGGGCUGCAUGGCUCCUUCCUUCCCCUGCCUGAGACUUGGACGAUCCUCAGGGAGAGCCAAGAGACUGGAGGAGAACCGUGCCGUUCAGGAGGGGCCCAGGCAGCCCUAAGAAGCCAAGAGUCACCCGGUCCCAUGGCCCAAUUCACUCCCAGCCCCGAGUUGGAAGAAAUGGACGAGGCAGAGAUCUGUAAGCUUCCAGUGACCUCUGAGUUCCCAGGGGUGGUGAGAAGAGGGUGAGCCCCAGGAGGGACCGAGCUGACCAGUGUGAAGGGACAGCAGUGGCCCCAGUGCUACGAGCAGCAACUGAUCCAUCCCGCCCUUGUUUACAUUCAUUUGAGGGCUGAGCAGCAGGAGGGCUGCUUCCCACCUCUGUUUGCUUUUAUCAUUAAGAAAGAGGGCCGGGGAUUUAGCUCAGUGGUUUCACUGCCUGCUGCACAAGUGCAAGGACCCGAGUUUGAUCCCCAGUACAAAAAAAAAGAGAGAGAGAAAUGUGCUGCUCCCUCAACGACAGUUAGAGGGGACCAAUUCCUGCCGGUUCAUUUGCUUGUGUUUCUGUUCUUACAAUAAAUCUACUAGUUCAAUAAAUUUUGAAA